Messenger RNA from Gryllus bimaculatus (two-spotted cricket), 772 nucleotides. Lineage: Eukaryota; Metazoa; Arthropoda; Insecta; Orthoptera; Gryllidae. The record is from the annotation of a GenBank genome assembly.
GCGCAUCAACCGAGCAGCAAAACAAUUACCACACACAACCACACAGCACUCGCUUUCUCCCCGGCGCGGCGACCAGCUGAUCAUCCGAUCGCGAGCGGGUGGGCUGACGGAGGCGCCCGGGGCGGCUGUUGCAGUGGCGGUGACCGCCAGCUGCAGCGUCAGGAUGCCCGAGCAGAGCAACGACUACCGCGUGGUCGUGUUCGGCGCCGGCGGCGUGGGCAAGAGCUCGCUGGUGCUGCGUUUCGUCAAAGGCACCUUCCGCGAGUCCUACAUCCCCACCAUCGAGGAUACCUACCGCCAGGUUAUCAGCUGCAACAAAAAUAUCUGCACUCUUCAAAUAACUGACACAACUGGAUCUCAUCAAUUUCCUGCCAUGCAGAGAUUAUCAAUCUCAAAGGGUCAUGCUUUCAUCCUUGUUUAUUCAGUGACAUCAAAGCAAUCUUUAGAAGAACUAAAACCAAUAUGGGAAGUAAUUCGUGAAAUGAAGGGAGCUGAUUUAGCGACAAUUCCAGUCAUGUUGGUGGGAAACAAGUGUGAUGAAGUGGAAAAUCGUGAAGUGGCCGCAUCUGAGGGAGAGGCUGAAGCAAAUCGCUGGGGAUGCAACUUCAUGGAGACAUCUGCCAAAACUAAUCAUAAUGUAAAAGAGCUUUUCCAAGAAUUGCUGAAUAUGGAGAAAAACAGAAACAUCUCAUUGGAUUUAGGUGGCAAGAAAAGUGGACGACAGAAGAUCCCAGGACCAAAUAAGUUGAAAGAAAAAUGUAGUGUAAUGUGA